UUCAAACUUUAUCUUUUCACUAAUAUCUGGCUUAUUUUGUUAUAAGGAAACGUAUUAUGCAUAUGCAGAAGUUGAUCCUGUAUCAAAAAGUGCACUAGCUGGUAUAUCUGAACUCGUAUCUCGAUUGAAUGAGCCAGCCAUAUCGUCGAACAUACUUUGGGGUGAAUUAAAUAAGAGCGAAGCUGGUCAGAAAAUAAAACAGAAUUUUAUAGGAGACUUUAAAGAUUUCUGCGAGUUUUUAUCCAUGACAAAACUCGAUUUGGAAGGUGCUAUAAAAUUUGACGUUAAUUGGACACUGUAUAACGAAUAUCUGUCAACACCAGAAAGUGUUAUGAACAACACGAAAAAUGCCGAAGUUGUUCUUGAAGUCGAGAACAACGUAAGAACGUGGAUGACGAGUAUGGAACAUGCAAUAGUUGAAAGUCAGCAACUAAGAAGAGAAACUGAAACCGUCGGACCUACAGCAGAACUCAUCUAUUGGCGAAGAAUUCUGGCCCAAUUUUCUUCUAUUGUCGAACACAUUAAGUCUCAGCAUACGCAAAUGUUCAUUCAGCUAUUAAUUCACUCAAAAUCUAAGCUCGUCAAGAAAUGGAAAAGAUUGGACAACCACGUUACCACAGUACAAAUUUUAUCCCAAGACAAUGUCAAGUAUUUAUAUGCAUUGGAAAAAUUCACCCAGCCUUUGUACAGAUUGGAUCCAACUAAAAUUGGUGAUUAUUUACCAAGUCUAAUGUAUGCCAUAAGAAUGAUUUACGCAACAUCACGGUUUUUCAAUACCAGGCGAAUGGUAACAGCAGUUUUUGUCAAGAUGACAAACCAAAUGAUUUUAUCAUGCAAAUCUUAUUUGACUGAGAAUGGCACAAUCAGUGUUUGGAAUGAUGAAAAAAAAUCAAUCAUAUCAAGGAUUACGGACUGCAUUACUUUGUACCAAUGUUAUCAUGACUGCUAUGAUGAAAUGCGCAAAAAAGUCAAAGCGUGCCCAGAUGAGAAACCAUUUGAAGUAUCCGAAAUGUAUGUGUUCGGAAAAUUCAAUACCUUCAAAAUAAGGUUAAAUAAGCUGAUUGAUGUUCUACAAACAACACUUACGUAUUCUGUAUUACACAGUUCCACUGUUGAGGGAAUCGAUGUUUUCGCUCAAAAGUUCACAAAUUUCUUUAAGAAAAUUGCAAGUCAGCAAUACGACCCAUUAGAUCAUAGGAAAUCUUAUUUCGACCCUGACUAUGAUGAGUUCAAAAAGAACGUUAUUGAAACAGAAAUUGAAUUGCGAGAAUUCUUUUUCAAAACUGUAUCAGAGGCUCCUAAUAUUUUUCAAGCUCUGCGCUUAGUCGGCAGGUUCCAGAAACUGCAUUUUCGUCGUUUGCGAAUUGAUCGCAAAUACUUGGAGCUUGUGACAUCUUUUCAACGGGAGAUUGAAGAAACCCGAGAUAGGUACAAUGAAGAUAGAUUAGAUCCCCCAUUGCCGUGGAAUGUCCCUCCUGUAUCAGGUAGAAUAUAUUGGAUUCGGCAGUUGUAUAAACGUAUAGAAAGUGCAAUGGAGAUAUACAAAACUAGACCUCGGGUGAUUACGCAUGAAAGAAUGCAAAAGUGUAUAAAAGUAUACAAUGCGUUGAUCAGUGUGUUCAUUCAUUAUGAAAUGAUAUAUCAUAAAGCAUGGUACGACAAUGCUGACGUUGUCAGAUUGGCUUUGUCCUCACCAUUGCUUAUACGCCACCCAAAAACGAAUAAGUACUGUUUAAAUUUUGACCCUUAUAUCAAAGAAGUAAUCCAAGAAUCUGAACAUAUGUCUAAUUUCGGAUUGAGUGUACCAGAUUUUAUUCAAAUAAUAACAUUCUGUAAAGAAAAACUUUUCUCAUCUUAUGAAACUGUCAAAAAGAUGGUUGAACUAAACAAUGCUCUCAGGCGUUCAGUUCCAAUACUUUUCUUGAACAUGAUCAAACCAAGUUUUGUCAAGCUUGAAACUGCUUUUCAACCUUGUCUGUCUGUCGUUACAUGGGCAUCGCUGAAAGUUCCACAAGUGUGCGCAGAUAUAAGAAAUGUUAUAACUGAAGUCGAAACUGUGAUUAAAGAAAUCAAAGAUAUGAAAGAAGCACGGGUUGAUGAAGUCUUCGAAUCUAUAGCAGAGUCUAAGCUCAUUCAACUGUAUAAUUUUCCAACAUCGCCUGAAAAAUUUUCAUCAGAUAAUUUAGCUUUUCGGAACAUAAUGGCAGCUGAACUCGAAAUUAAGUCUGCAGCAGCUGAAAAAGUUGUUAUAACUAUUAUUAACAAAUUCAUGGCAAUGAUAACUGACCCAAGUAUUGACAAUGUCAAAUAUGAUUGGAUGGACCCGGACAAAGUAACAAAACAAGUCGGGUCGCAAACGAAAUUGAUUAAAGGACCAUUUGAACCAGGGUUCGGACACAUUGACCGCAGUACUAAAAUUAAUAUUGAACAUCUACAGAAUGAUUGCAUGGAAUUAUUUGCAUAUUUCAAUUGCAAACUGAUAGAGGCGCUAGUUAAAACUACCAAAAGUUCCCUGGAUCUGUUAAAGAAGAGAGUAGGCAGUUCUAGUGUCUUGCUUCGAGAAAAUAUAGAAGGUGGUGAAGCUCCACUAAUGGAAACACAAUUCGUUUUACAAAUACCAAAUAUCAUCAUAGUACCUCCAAUAGAUGAAUUACAACUCCAUUUCAGUAGAGUCAUUACAAACUUAAUAGGGACCCACAAAAGUAUAGUGAUGUGGGGUCAGCGGUAUUCUGCUAUUCCAAGACGACGUAACACACUUGGAAUUGAUAUAGAAGACAACUCUGCAAAAUCUCUGUUGAAAAAUUACCAUUCAAGUGUAGCUGAUCAUAAGGAAAUAAUUCGCAUUUCAAUGAGCUUGCAAGGUGCAAUAUUCAUGUUAAAAGAUGAUAUUGCUAUCCAAGGUAACUCUUAUCUGCGCUAUGCAUAUGUUUGGGCUGAAGACAGAGUGGAACAAAUUCAAAGUUUUGUUGAUGCUGACCCUAUAACCCAGGUAAUAAGGGAAAAGUUGAUAGAAUACGAUGACAUCUGUACAGAAAUAAUGGAGCUACCAGACCAUCAUAUCAUUGGGCCUAUUCAAAUCAAUAUGGAUAAAUUGAAGCUAGCUUUGUUGGUUGAAGCCAAAGCAUGGAAAUCAACUUUGGGAAAGAUAUUGUCUACUACUUACAAGGCUAAAUUACAAAGAAUAACUGAGUAUGUCAAUGAUAAAAAGAAAGUUCUCUCUCGGAAUAUCAAAGAUUUGGAGGAUGUGCGUGUUGCAAUGAAAUGUCUCGGGGAGAUUCGGGAUGACUUUAUAUCGCUAGACAUGGAACUCAUUUUAAUUGAAGAAACUUAUGCCCUGUUAGCAAAGUUUAACAUAAAUGUAACUAAAGAAGAGUCUGAGACAGUUGACAGUCUACGGUAUAAUUUCAGUAAUAUGUUAUCCACAGCCAAGCAUGUUCAAGCAACAAUCUGUGAAAUGCAAGAACCACUGAGGCAAGAACUGAUCGAAGGUGUUGCUGUGUUCAAAAACGAUGUAUUGGAGUUUGAUAUUGAUUUUGAACAGAAUGGUCCAAUGGUUGAAUCAAUCCCAGCAAAAGAAGCAAGCGAUCGCGUCAUACUAUUCCAAGCUCGUUUCGAUGAAUUAUGGGAAAGAUAUGAAACAUAUAGUAGUGGAGAAACUCUGUUUGGGAUGGCCGUAACAGAAUAUCCAAUUUUACAACAACGGAAGAAAGAAUUCAAUUUAUUACAAAAGCUAUAUGGAUUGUAUUUACAAGUCAUGCGAGCUAUUGAUGGUUAUUUUGAAAUACCUUGGUCUGAAAUCGAUACCGAAAUCAUAAUUGCUGAAUUAGCUGAAUUUCAGAACAAAUGCCGCAAGUUGCCCAAAGGCAUGAAGGAUUGGCCUGCAUUUAUUGACUUGAAGAAAAAAAUUGACGAUUUCAAUGAAACUUGUCCACUAUUGGAGUUGAUGGCAAAUAAAGCAAUGAAAGACCGUCACUGGGAGAGAAUGUCAAAGACAUGUAACUACUUUUUUGAUGUUGAAUCAGAAUCAUUCACAUUAGCAAAUGUAAUGGAAGCACCACUUUUGAAGCACAAAGAUGAAGUAGAGGAUAUCUGUAUCAGUGCAGUUAAAGAAAAGGACAUUGAAAGCAAAUUGAAACAAGUUAUUGCCGAUUGGUCAAUAGUGAACUUGCAGUUUUCAAACUUCAAGCAACGAGGAGAGCUACAAUUAAAAGGAACAGAGACUGGAGAAAUAAUAGCCCAGCUUGAAGAUAGCUUGAUGAUUAUUAGCUCGUUAAUGGCUAAUCGUUACAAUGCUCCUUUUAAAAAAGAAAUCCAAUUGUGGCAGUAUAAAUUGAGCAACACGUCAGAAAUAUUAUCAAAGUGGAUAAAUGUGCAAAAUCUAUGGGCUUACCUGGAGGCUGUUUUUAUUGGUGGAGAUAUAUCAAAGCAGUUACCUGCUGAAGCUAAGAGAUUCAGUAGCAUCGAUAAGUCUUGGGUCAAAUUGAUGUACCGUGCUCAUGAGAAGCUGAAUGCAGUGGAGACAUGUACCGGUGAUGAAACAAUGGGCCAGUUCUUACCACAUCUGUUGGAACAAUUAGAAUCUUGUCAAAAAUCCUUAAGCGGAUACCUAGAGACGAAGCGUGUGACUUUCCCAAGAUUUUGUUUCAUAUCAGACCCAAGUUUAUUGGAAAUUCUUGGCCAAGCUGCGGAUUGCCAUACGAUACAAAAGUAUUUGGACGGAUUUUUCGAUAAUAUUGGAAGAUUAGAAUUCCAUGACAAAGAGUACGAGAAGAUUGUUGCAAUAUUAUCCAGAGAAAACGAAAAAGUAGUUCUUGAAAAGGAAGUGACAUGUACUGGUGGAGUAGAGAAUUGGUUAAAUUCUCUUUUGAGAAUGCAUCAACAAUCUGUAGGAAGUGUUAUAGCACAGGGACUGCAGCUUCUCAACAAUCCUGAUACUGAAAUUUUGCAAUUAAUCGAUAAUUCAGUAUUACAAGUCGGUUUACUAGCUGUUCAAGUUUCAUGGACUCGAGAUGCUGAAAUUGCUAUGAUAUCAGCUAAGAGAGAUAAAUACGUUAUGAAAAAAACUAAUCAGUGGUUUUUGGAUCUACUCAAUGGCCUUAUUGAAGUAACUAUAAAAGAUCUUACCAAGUACGCAAGGGCAAAAUAUGAAGCUUUGAUAACUAUACAUGUACAUCAAAGAGAUAUCUUCGAUGAAUUAUGUCGGCUUAGAAUUCGAAAUAUUCAAGACUUUGAAUGGCUUAAACAAGCAAGAUUUUACUUUGAUGAGGAAUCAGAAGAAGUUCCAAUUAGAAUCACUGAUGUAGACUUCACGUAUCAAAACGAAUUUCUGGGCUGUACAGAUCGUCUUGCUAUAACGCCAUUGACGGAUAGAUGCUAUAUAACUCUUGCUCAGGCUGUUGGAAUGAAUUUUGGGGGGGCUCCGGCUGGCCCAGCCGGCACUGGAAAAACUGAGACCACUAAGGACAUGGGGAAAGCUUUAGGCAAAUAUGUUGUUGUAUUCAACUGCUCAGAUCAAAUGGAUUUCCGAGGUCUUGGUCGUAUUUUCAAAGGUCUCGCCCAAGCUGGUGCAUGGGGAUGCUUUGAUGAAUUCAAUCGUAUCGAUUUACCUGUUUUAUCUGUUGCUGCACAACAAAUAGCUAUUGUUUUAACAGGUAGAAAAGAAAAGAGAUCUACAUUUCUUUUUAGCGAUGGUGAAACUUACAGCAUUGACUAUGAAUUUGGAUUAUUUAUAACAAUGAAUCCUGGUUAUGCUGGUCGUCAGGAAUUGCCAGAAAAUUUGAAAAUACAAUUCAGAAGUGUUGCAAUGAUGGUUCCAGACAGACAAAUAAUAAUGCGUGUCAAACUUGCUGCAUGCGGAUUUAAGGAAAACAUACUCUUGUCACGAAAAUUUUUCACAUUAUAUAAACUAUGUGAGGAACAGCUGAGCAAGCAGGUCCAUUAUGAUUUUGGAUUACGGAAUAUAUUGUCUUGUCUUCGGACUCUUGGAGCUCAAAAACGAGCACAUCCUGGCGAGUCAGAAGAGACUACUCUAAUGAGAGUGUUAAGAGAUAUGAAUCUAUCGAAGUUAGUUGAUGAGGAUGAACCUUUGUUCAUGUCAUUGAUUGAAGAUAUGUUCCCAGGAAUUAAAUUAACUACACAAACAUACAAAGACCUUCAAAAAGGAAUUGCUAAUGCAGCAUCUGCACUUGGCAUAAUCAAUCACCCAGAGUGGAAUUUAAAAGCUGUUCAGUUAUAUGAAACUUCACUCGUUCGACAUGGCCUGAUGGUUCUUGGACCAACUGGAUCUGGAAAAACGCGUUGCAUGUGGGCCUUAAUGAGAGCAAUGACUGACAUAGGUUCACCUCAUAAGGAAGUCAGAAUGAAUCCCAAGGCUAUAACAGCUUCCCAAAUGUUUGGAAGACUAGAUGUUGCAACAAACGACUGGACCGAUGGAAUAUUUUCUACCCUAUGGCGGAGGUCUACACAAAUUAAAAAAACAGACAACUUAUGGAUUGUAUUAGAUGGUCCGGUCGAUGCAGUCUGGAUUGAAAACUUGAACUCUGUCCUGGAUGAUAAUAAAACGCUAACUUUGGCUAAUGGUGACCGUAUUAUAAUGGCCCCCAAUAGCAAGCUUGUUUUUGAACCAGAUAAUGUUGAUAAUGCAUCACCAGCAACUAUUUCACGAAUGGGAAUGGUAUUUGUCAGUGCAUCAGUAUUGCAAUGGAUUCCAUUUUUAGAAGGAUGGUUUAAAAAACGCCAGUCUUAUGAAGUAGAAGUGCUACGACCAUUGUUUCAAAAAUUGUAUGGGGAUUCACACACUUUUGUCCAAACCAAGUUGCAUGCUAAAAUGGCUCUGUUAGAAGCAAUUUAUAUUAGACAGUGUACGGAUUUACUCGAAGGAUUGCUCAGCCACGAUGUGGAUCCAACAAAAACAUUAUCUGAACAACAUCUUGAAAAAUUAUUUCUUUUCGCUCUAAUGUGGAGUUUGGGUGCAGUGCUUGAGCUUGAUGAUAGAGCAGCAUUGGAAGAGUUUUUAGUAUUACACGAAUCUAAGUGCGAUUGGCCAAAAUGCAUGGAAAGUUUGCUGUGACAAGCCUAAAACUAAUUGCCUAAUGUAAAAUUAAUUAAUAUCAAUUUUCAGGAGGAUGAGACAAUAUUUGAAUAUUUAGUAUCUGAAAAAGGGAAAUGGAUUCACUGGAAUAGUCGAGUUCCGAAAUUCGAAUACCCUGAUGAUGCUGUCCUGGAUUAUUACUCUAUUCUCGUACCCAAUGUCGAUAAUGUUAGAACUGCUUACCUCAUAGAUCUCAUAGCAAGACAAGAGAAGGCAGUACUUUUGAUUGGAGAACAAGGGACUGCAAAAACGGUUAUGAUUAAAAGUUACAUGGCAAGACAUGACCCAGAGUAUCAUUUGAACAAAUUUUUCAAUUUCUCCUCUGCAUCUACUCCCAACAUGGUACAGCGUAUUUUUGAAAGUUACGUAGAAAAACGAGUUGGAAGCACAUAUGGUCCGCCUGGUGGAAGAAAAAUGAGUAUUUUUAUUGAUGAUAUCAACAUGCCCGUGAUAAAUGAAUGGGGUGAUCAAAUCACAAACGAAAUAGUUCGUCAAAUAAUGGAAUGUGGGGGGUUCUAUUCUCUGGACAAACCUGGAGAAUUUUCUACAAUUCAGGAUAUUAUGCUUCUCGCUGCUAUGAUUCACCCUGGAGGUGGGCGCAAUGAUGUUCCCCCUCGCUUGAAGAGACAGUUUUGUAUAUUUAACUGUACUCUGCCAUCAAAUAAAUCUAUGGACACUAUUUUUAGUUCAAUUGGACAGGGAUAUUUUUGUGAGACCAGAUUUUCACAAAUUAUUGUGAAUUUCCUCCCAAAACUGAUACCCUUGACGCGUGUAUUAUGGCAGCAAACUAAAAUCAAAAUGUUACCCACACCAGCUAAGUUUCAUUAUGUGUUCAACUUGCGAGAUCUUUCACGGAUCUGGGAAGGAAUAUUACGCAUAGAAGGAGCAGAGUGUGAUUCUAUUAAAAUGAUGUUAAAGUUGUGGGAUCAUGAGUGUACACGUGUCAUAUCUGAUCGAUUCACAAAUUUUCCUGAUAAAGAGUGGUUCAAAAAUACUAUGCGCAAGACAGCAGAAAAAUUGUUAGGAACAGAUUAUAAACAUUAUUCAGGUGCCGAAACCUACUUCGUCGACUUUUUACGAGAGGCUCCUGAUCCGACCGGUGAUGAACCAGAGGACUUUGUUAUCGAAACACCUAAAAUAUACGAGGAAAUACCAAGCUACGAAUUUGUGAUUGCAAAAGUGCACCAAAAUAUGGAUCUAUUCAAUGAAUAUGUCCGUGGCAUGACGCUUGAUAUGGUAUUCUUUCACGAUGCUCUGGUGCAUUUGAUAAGAAUAUCAAGAAUUCUCGGAGUCCCAAGAGGAAAUGCAAUGCUUGUUGGUGUAGGAGGCUCAGGGAAACAAAGUUUGACACGUCUUUCAUCCUUUAUAGCUGGAUUCAAUUUCUUUCAAAUAACAUUAACAAGGAGUUAUAAUGUCGGUAGUUUGAUGGAUGACUUGCGCAAAUUAUAUCGGGAUGCAGGCACAGGUCCUAAGGGAUUGACAUUUAUAUUCACUGACAACGAAAUCAAAGAUGAAGCAUUCCUUGAAUACUUAAACAAUGUACUCAGCGUCGGUGAAAUAGCAAAUUUAUUUGCAAAAGAUGAAUUGGAUGAAAUUUUAACCAAUAUAGUACCAUUGAUGAAAAAAGAGGAUCCAAAGAGACCACCGACACAGGAUAAUCUAUAUGACUUUUUUAUAUCACGUGCUCGAAAUAAUUUGCAUGUAGUUCUAUGUUUUUCACCGGUGGGUGAAAAAUUCAGAUCCAGAUCUCUAAAAUUUCCUGGUCUUAUAUCUGGCUGCACAAUGAAUUGGUUCACAAAGUGGCCCAAGGAUGCAUUAUGCGCAGUAAGCGAACAUUUCUUGGGUAACUUCAAAAUAAUUUGUACCCCCGAAAUCAAGCUACAAAUAAUUCAAGUGAUGGGUGAUGUGCAAGAUGAUGUCGCUAACACAUGUGUAGAAUAUUACAAUAGGUUCCGUCGGCAAUCGUACGUUACACCAAAAUCAUUUUUAUCAUUUAUUGGUGGAUACAAAAUAAUAUAUAAACAGCGCUUGGACAACAUCAAUUCGCUUGCUUUUGGCAUGAGUAAUGGGCUCAGUAAAUUAGUUGAUGCUACAGCACAAGUAGAUGACUUGCGUUUGGUACUGGAAAAAAAUCAAGCUGAAAUUGCUGUAUCAAAUGCUCAAGUAGAAGAAAUUUUAGUACAUGUCGAUGAAAAGAAGCGAGAGGCUGAAACAAUAAAGGCACAAGUUCAAAUUUCCAAAGAUGCAGCUGAGGCUCUAUUAAAAAUAAUUGCCAAAGAAAAAGCUAUUGCAGAAGUUAAACUAAGAGCAGCUGAACCUGCUCUUGCUGAAGCAGAAGCAGCACUGCAGACUAUCAAAGGUAGUGAUAUCUCUACAGUACGAAAGUUGGGAAAACCUCCAUAUCUCAUCACCCUUAUUAUGGACUGCGUCUUGAUUUUAUUUGGGAAACGUUUGGAACCAGUCAAACCAGAUCCAGAAAAACAGUUUUUAUGUCCUUCCUGGGGUGAAGCUUUAAAGGUCAUGGCUGAUACGCGUUUCUUAUUCAACUUGCAAAAUUUCCCAAAGGAUAACAUUAAUGGUGAAACUGUUGAUCUGAUGCGACCGUAUCUAAACUUUCAUAUGUAUACAUAUGAAGCAGCUAAACAGGCUUGCGGAAAUGUUGCUGGAUUGAUUCAAUGGACUAUUUCAAUGGUUACAUUUUAUUCAGUGAACAAAGAUGUUCUUCCUUUGAAAGCUAAUUUAGCCAUACAACAAGGGAAACACGAUACAGCUAAUCGUAAUUUGGCUGAAGCUGAAAAACUUUUGAAAGCCAAAGAUGAAGAUUUGAAAGUAGUGCAAAAAGAAUACGACUUUGCUAUGAGUGAGAGACAAAAAGUUGUAGACCAAGCCGCUGCAUGUCAAGCAAAAAUGGAUACCGCAACAGCCAUGAUUGAUGGUUUAUCUGGAGAAAGAAUACGUUGGACAGAUCAAUUAGCAACGUUUAAAUCAGAACGGGAAAGACUUGUCGGUGAUGUUCUUGUUUUAACAGGAUUUUUAUCCUAUUGUGGACCAUUCAACCAAGAGUUUCGAAUUCUUUUGCAAAAGAAGUGGUUCGAGUUUCUACAUAGCCGAAAGAUCCCCGUUUCAGUGACCAUCAACAUCGUAGAUUCAUUAACAGAUUCAGCUACGACAGGAGAAUGGAAUCUUCAAGGUCUACCCAAUGAUGAACUUUCUAUACAAAACGGUAUAAUAGUCACAAAAUCUACCAGGUAUCCACUACUGAUUGAUCCGCAACUACAAGGCAAAUCAUGGAUAAAGAAUAAGGAAAAAGACUUCGAAUUACAGGUGACACUACUUUCUCUGAAGUACUUCAGAACUCAUGUGGAAGAUUGUGUUUCCCUUGGACGUCCAUUACUCAUAGAAGAUGUAUCAGAAGAGCUGGAUCCAGUAUUAGACAAUUUAUUGGAAAAAAACUUUAUAAAAAUUGGCUCCUCGUUAAAGGUGAAACUUGGGGACAAAGAAGUAGAUGUUAAUGAUCAUUUUAGACUUUAUAUAACGACCAAGCUUCCAAAUCCAUCUUACACUCCGGAAAUCUCUGCACGUACUUCUAUAAUUGAUUUUACCGUUACACAGAAAGGAUUAGAAGAUCAGCUUUUAGGAAGAGUUAUAUUAACUGAGAAACGGGAGCUUGAAAACGAAAGAACACAGCUAAUUACAGAUGUAACCAGUAAUAAACGGAAGAUAAAGGAGCUGGAAGAAAAUUUGCUCCAAAAGUUGACAACUGUGCAGGGAUCGCUCAUCGAAGAUGUGGAAUUAAUGUCGGUAUUAAAUUCUACAAAACAAACUGCAGCAGAAGUAAACGAAAAAUUGAACAUUGCUAGGGACACAGAGAUUAAAAUAAAUGCAGCCCGAGAAGAAUUUAGGCCUGUAGCUACACGUGGCAGUGUUUUAUACUUCUUAGUGUGCGAUAUGGCACAAGUGAAUUGCAUGUACCAAACUGCACUGACCCAAUUUUUAGAACGCUUUGAUAUUUCCAUGGCUAGGUCUGAAAAAAGUCCAAUCAACCAGAGGAGAAUCAAUUUCAUAAUAGAAUAUCUCACUUUCGAAAUCUGUAAAUAUAAAGCUCGCGGGCUUUACGAAAAUCAUAAGUACAUGUUCGUUUUACUGAUGACACUGAAAAUUGAUUUACAAAGGGGGGCCAUCAGCUACGAUGAAUUUCAAUAUUUCAUAAAAGGCGGUGCAGCACUUGAUUUGAAUGCAGUAGCCCCAAAGCCUUGCAAGUGGAUUACUGAUGUGACAUGGUUGAAUUUGGUAGCGCUUUCAGGAUUGAGACAGUUCCAAUAUAUAGUAUCGCAGAUUCCUGCAUCCGAAAAGGUUUGGAAGUUUUGGUUUGACAAAGAGGCACCUGAAGAAGAAGUGAUUCCAGAUGGCUAUAACACAUUAGAUACCUUCCGACGUCUACUUAUGAUUAGAGCAUGGUGUAUGGAUCGAACAUUAACGCAAUCCCGCAAGUAUAUUGCCUCUUCUCUGGGAUCCAAAUAUGCAGAACCAGUAAUUACACUUUGGGAUAUUAUGCAUGCAGAAUCUCGGCCAAAUACUCCAAUGGUUUGCUUUUUGAGCAUGGGAUCAGAUCCUACUCCAAGCAUUGAACAACUUGCGAAAAAAAUGGAUAUUGUUUGCAAGAGUAUUUCGAUGGGACAGGGACAAGAAGUUCACGCUCGAAAGUUAAUGAACAGCGCAAAAACUGAAGGCUUCUGGGCACUGUGUCAAAAUUGCCACUUGGGUUUGGAAUACAUGGCUGAACUAGUCAACUUUAUAACAGAUAUGGAAUCACCGCAUCCAGACUUUCGAAUAUGGAUUACCACUGAACCACAUAAUGAUUUUCCGAUUUCUCUCUUGCAAAUGUCAAUUAAGUUCACUAAUGAACCACCCCAAGGUAUUCGCGCUGGACUCCUUGCGACUUAUAGUGGUAUGAAUCAGGAUAUGUUGGAUCAGUGUGACGUUGCACAAUAUAUACCGUUAAUUUAUGCAGUCUCGUUUUUACAUACUGUUGUUCAAGAACGUCGGAAAUUCGGACCUCUUGGUUGGAAUAUACCAUAUGAAUUUAAUUCUGCCGAUUGGCUAGCAUCUUGUAUGUUCAUGAACAAUCAUUUCAAUGAUUAUGAUGCCAAACGUGGUAUAAGCUGGUCUACCGUCCGGUACAUGAUUGGGGAAGUCCAGUACGGUGGUCGGGUCACAGAUGAUUAUGAUAAAAGACUGCUGAAUACCUUUGCAAAGGUAUGGUUUUUUGAAGGCAUGUUUAACGAGGGGUUCGUUUUCCAUAAAGGCUAUCCAAUUCUUUGGUACAAAUUAGUUUCCGAAUAUUUGAAAGCCAUUGAGGCCAUGGCACCAAUAGAUCCACCGCAAGCAUACGGUCUACAUUCAAAUGCUGAUAUCACUCACCAGAGUAGUGCUACUCAGGAUGUGUUAGACACCAUCAUCUCGGUACAACCCAAAGAAUCGGGUGGUGGAGGUGGUGAGUCUAGAGAAUCUGUGGUGAUGAAGCUGGCUAAAGAAAUGUUGGAUAAAUUACCCCCUGACUAUGAUCCAUUUCAAGUGAAAGAAAGACUAAAAAUAAUGGGUCAUACUGCCUCCAUGAAUAUUUUCCUGAAACAAGAGAUAGAUCGCAUGCAAAAAGUCAUCAAAUUAGUCCGAGUAAUGUUAAAAGAUCUAGUCCUGGCUCUAGAGGGUAUUAUAAUUAUGAAUGAGACGCUAAGGGAUGCUCUGGAUAAUAUAUAUGACGCCCGAGUCCCCAAACUGUGGAGAGACAAAUCUUGGGAAUCUUCUACAAUAGGAUUUUGGUUUACAGAAUUACUGGAACGAAAUCAGCAGUUUUCGACUUGGCUUUUCACUGGUCGCCCUUGCCAGUUUUGGAUGACAGGAUUUUUCAAUCCACAAGGCUUCUUAACUGCAAUGAAACAAGAAGUAACCCGAGCUCAUCCUGGGUGGGCUUUAGAUAAUGUCACUUUACACAACGAAGUCACACGACAUACCCGUGAAGAAACACGAGUUCCUCCUCUUGAAGGAGUUUAUGUCUAUGGACUUUACUUGGAAGGAGCUGGAUGGGACAAAAGAAAUAACAAACUGUGCGAAGCUGCAAAUAAAGUGUUGUGUGUCCUCAUGCCAGUUAUACACAUAUUUGCAUUAUAUAAUACACCAGACAAAAGUCCGAAAUUGUAUCAGUGUCCUGUAUACAAGAAACCGAUGCGAACAUAUGUUUUAUUGGUGACUCCUCUUUGGCUUCAAACAUCUAAACCGCCAGACUUUUGGAUAAUGCGAGGAACUGCUUUACUGUGUGAUGUCAAAUAAUUCAAUCAUAUGGAUAUCUUAGGCAUUUGCCACUAUAUAGCAAUGAGUAAGAGAUUCGUAAGACUGCUCGUAUAUCACAUACUUAUAUUGACUAAUUAAUUUUUGAGAGCACAGC
Molecule: messenger RNA, 13532 nt
Organism: Diprion similis
Lineage: Eukaryota; Metazoa; Arthropoda; Insecta; Hymenoptera; Diprionidae
Gene: kl-3
Product: dynein axonemal heavy chain 8
Exons: 63
Biological process (GO): microtubule-based movement
Cellular component (GO): dynein complex
Molecular function (GO): ATP hydrolysis activity; minus-end-directed microtubule motor activity; dynein light intermediate chain binding
Source: RefSeq, a predicted model, not a curated record